UUUCCGUCUGCGACGUUACCUAGGAGUCCGGCGACUCCAGGGCCAGCAGCGAUUGGAAUUUCAAAUGCCUUGGGAAGAGGAAUUAGAAGUUUUAAAGCAGGAUAAAGCUGCCAGAGUCAUUCAGCAGGCCUGGAAAAGUUUCCUUAAUGUUGCUAUAUUUCAACACUUUAAAAGUCUGAUUGAUUUAAGAAGACAAGGAGAACCACGUCAGAUCGUGAAAUAUAUUAAUCCCAAAGAGGCAGAGCUUCUAGAUGCUGCUGCUGGCAUUCAUGUGCGAUUCAGAUUAGGUGGAGUUAAAUUUCCACCUGAUAUAUACUAUAAGAUUUUUACUCACAGACCUAUUGAAGAUCUGUGUGCUAACAGCCCUAGAAAUUAUGCAAAACUUCCAGCAAAGCAUACAUCUCAUAAUAAAAAUGAUCAUCUUCAGGAAGAGGAUCAUAGUGGCUGGUAUCAUCGUAUAGAAAACAAUGGCUGGAGGCCAGUUUCUGAUACAUUUUGGCUAUCUACUGACAGUAUAGUGGUAGAAGACAAAAAGGAAAGUGAAUUCCAUUUCUCUAAACUGAAGAGAAGGCAAGACUUGGAAAAGAAAAGAAAACUUAGAAAAAUAGAGUGGAUGAGGCAAAUGUACUACUCAGGAAGCCUGGAGGCUAAGUCAACACAUCGUGAAACUCUAGGACUAAUUCACACUGCAACAAAGGGGCUGAUUAGAGCUUUUGAAGAUAGUGGGAUAGAUUCUGUGAUGGAAUGGGAAGUGGAUGAAGUGCUGAACUGGACAAACACACUGAACUUUGAUGAGUACAUUGCCAGCUGGAAGGAAAUUGCUACAAGCAACUCUUCGGCUAAUUUCAAAGGAUUCAGGUUUGAUGAAGCACAGAAAAACAUAUAUGACUAUGGAGGAGAUAUAUCAAAAAUGCAAAUGGGAACAUCAGGUCAUACUUAUUGUGAAAAUGUUUAUCAAGAACCAAAUGUAACUAGAUUAACGCCUGAUUCUACUUAUGGACUAUAAAGUACUUUAUUUCUAUUCUGAGUUAUAGACCUUUGAGCCCUCCAUCCAUCAGUUAUAGUCAAGGGGUAGUGUAUUCUGACUGGAAUAACUUGUGUAUAUAUUCUGGGCACAGAAUCUAGCUCAGUUAAGUAAGGAAAAUUGAGCAGAAAUAGAACACUGGACUGAAUACAAUGAUCAUGGCAAAUAUAGAAAUUGUUCCUAGUAUUCUGAGAAACUGUAGUAUUCUAACAGUUACACUUAAGUAAAGAGACUACAUUUAGGUGCAAGAAGCUUCAGACUGAUUAUUUUGCAUGUUUACUUGAGGCAUUUAGUGCAAUCACGGAAGGCAGAGCUUUCGGUCCCUUUAUCCCAUAUCCAAGUGUGCCUUGCUUCUUCCCCUAUUUCCCACUUUUAUCCUCUCAUUACUCCAUUUUUUUUCUUCACUGAACUUUUUUCUUUCUUCUCUUGAUUCUCUGUCUACUUACUCAUUAUAGUUGUCUUUGCAAUUCUGUUUCUCUCACACUUAGUUACUGCCUAUUUUAUGUCAUAGUUAUUUCUUUCCUUUCUUUUGUAAUGUUCUUUAUCUUUCCUUGUUUACAUUUUUCUCUUUACUUGCUUUCAUCAAUGUUGCACUUUCCUUUUUUCAUUUUCCUUUCUAGAUCAUUCCCCUAAUCUCAGUUUUUUGGGGCCUACGAUUUGCCUUCACUACUCUGCAUGCAAUACAAUUCUUUGGAUUCCCAUUCCCUUUCUUCCAGGUUAGAGCAGUGAAUUAGUUUUUUAUCACUGCAUAAUAAAUUACCCCAAGACAGCAGCUUAAAGCACCAAAAGUUAUUAUCUCGUUCAGUUUCUGAGGGUUAGGAAACUGGGAGUGGUUUAGUUGGGUGGCUCUGGCUUGAAGUCUCUCAGGAGGUUGCAAUAAAGAUUUUGGCCAGGGCUGCAGUCAGCUGAAAGCUUGACUGGGUUGGAGAAUCUGCCUACAAGACGGCACACAUGAACAGUUGUUGGCAGGAGGCCUCAAUUCCUUGAUACAUAGACCUCCCCAUAGGAUAGCUUGAGUGCCCUCAUAACAUGGCUGAGCAAACAACCUGAGAGAGAGAGAGAGAGCAAGGAGGAAGCCACAAUGCCUUUUAAGACCUAGACUCAGAGGCCACACACCAUCCCUUCUGCCCUAUUCUAUUAAUUAGAAAUGCAUCAAGUCCAGCCUAUACUUAUGGAGAGGGGAAUUAAGCUCUCUCUCUUAAAAGGAAAACUAUCACAAAAUUUGUGAAUACAUUUAAAAUCAACACAAAGAGAAAAGGAACAAUCUUAGUGGUUCCUUUCAAAGGAAACCAUAAGACAUUGGUACAGAUAGUUUAUUUAGGAGAUGAUCCCAGAAAACACAAAUUAGAAAUUAGAGAAUUAGAAAUUAGAGAAAUUAGAAAUUAGAGAAAGUGACACACGGAAGGGAGAAAAGCCAAAAAACAUUUGUGUUAAGAAUGGGUUAUUGCUGUGGGUAUCCAGGCCUCAGUUUGCUAGGAAUGCUCUGAGGAACCAUACAGAAUGCACUUCAGAAUUGUCCUGCUAGUGGACGGAGAAACCAGGUAUUUAUCUACCAGCAUGAGGAGCCAAACAUGACCGGGCAGCAAUCUUAGCUUUAGCUUCAGUGGAAUCCUUAUUGUGACCUCCAGGGGAGCCAUUCCCUCACUGGAUACAGGGAGGAUACAUGUAACCAGUGGCUGCAUGGACUCAGUUCUGCUGAGUCUCAACUUAUAGGAACAAGAAGCACAAAUUCCCAAGGGAUCACUGAGAGUAGUGGUGAGAGGGGCCAACCUUAUUUCCAUCCCUUGGUUCUUGGACCCAUAUGUCAUAACCCUAUUUAAAUUAUUUAGACAGAGCACCAUAUAAUGGCCCUUGGUUCAAUGUAUAUAUCACAUCCUGGAGGAAAAUGCUCCAACCUAGCUGCCUGUCCUACUCAAGCUAGAACCUUAGGUUACUCUUUAACAGGCCAAUUUAACACUCUAAUUGUUUCUGGAUUGUGUGGCAUAUGAUAGGACUAGUGUUUUCCAUGGUCAUAUACUCAUUUUUAAAAUUUCUUUACUGUAAAAUUGGUCCCUUGGUCAGAAAGCCCAUAAUAGUAAAUCAUGCGUUUUAUAGGUCCUUAGAUAGUGGUUCUGAUAGAGCCACCAUGGUCAAGAAAGGCAAAUCCAUACCUGGACCAAGUAGCAAUCCCUGUUUGGAAUGAACUGCUGCAAUGUCCAAAUAAGAAUGGGUCUGUUACAAUCAUGUUGCCACCAAAUAACUGAUUGGUCUUUUCAAAUGAUGGUGCCAUAUCAAGGCUAAGUGUCAUUCAGCAGUGGAAGCAGGUAGAUUAGUUUUUCUGAGAAAAGGCCCAUGAUUUUGGGCCCUUGGCUUCCAUCCAUGCCAUCAUGACUCUUCUGUACAUGAGCUAAUUGCAUAAGCACUAGGGUGGCCAAGAGCAUGUUGGCUGGCCCUCAGUGCCAAAGUCACCUUAUCCAUCUGGUUGUUCAGUGUGUCUUCUGUAGUGGAUGCUCUCUGGUAAGCAUAAAAGUGAUAAGUGAAGAUCCACACCUUAUAAGUCAAUCGUUAUGACAUUUCCCAGAUUUCCUUGUCUCUGAUCCAAUUUUGCCCUUUCCGAGUUAAGUACCUGACCAAUGAGUCAAACUAUUUGCCACUGCCCAAGAAUCCAUGUAUAUCUCUCCUUAAGGCUACUUCUCGCUCAAUAAGAAGUGAAUGACCAAGUAUAGUGCUCAAAGCUUUGCCCACUAGGAUUUUCCCUUACCGCUGUUCUUUAGGGCUAUACCUAAGUGGGGCUGUAGUAAGGCAUCAAUCCAGUUUUAGCUUGAGCCAACUCAUUCAUGAACAAGGCCCAAGUUCAUAGGGAACUUCUCUACCUUGAGUGACGUACCAUAGUAUACCACAGUCAGUAUCAUCAGUGUGGGCUGAGAGAGAAGCAUUUGGGCAACUGAAUUAGGUGACGUGGAGAUGAGGGCUCUUGCUGUGUAACUUACUUGUGCUUUUCAAAUCUGCUGGAGAUAAUUCCCAAAUGUCUCAUGUAAUGGGUAUCUACUGUGCCUGCUAGAUCUGACCAUUCACAGCAAAUAACAUUCCCUCAUGAAAUCUGUCAGAUAUUAUCCCUUUUUGAGAAACUAUAUCCAUGACUAUUUACUCUCCAAGACAUCCCAUGUAACAUUUAUCACCAAGCCCUGCUUGAGGAGUAAGAAAGUAAAGCAGCUGGCCUGUACUCCCUUCACCUUGUCAAGGGAAUUUCUAGGUAUAUCUAAUGUUGUUUGUCCUUGUGUAGAAGUUCCUUAGCAGGCUGACCCUGAGUAAGGGUUACUUAAAUAAACCCAGGAACUAUGGAUUUCUGAGGCAUGGCUUCCUGAAGAAUGUUAUGUAAGCUAUACGAUUCCAUGGGGUAUCAAAUUGAGACGUUUUGUGAUUUAAAUAUCCCUGCUCUGUGUAAUGCAAACCCACAAAACCUUAACUGGAGACCUAAUCUGUUAUUCUAGGCCAGAUAACCCAUGUUCAGUGUGGCUGAAGUUCCACAGUCCAGCUGUCCCAGACCUUUCUCUGCCUUGUCUGAGCCUCGAUUCCCUGUAUCAUUGAAAUUAUUUGUAAAACUUCAUACUGAAUGAAAUCUUUAUGUGAAUCUGACAUGACAGUCCAAUCUUUUGUUAGUUCACAUACUAAUAUCAUCACGUAAAUACCUGCUGAAUUCAUAUAUUUCAUCUGUGCUGUCACAAACAUAGACCAUGCCACCAUCAUCUUUUGCUAACUGGUUUCUUUGACUCAGGUCUUGUUUUCCACACCACAGCCAAAGUGAUCUUUCUAAAUACAAAUGUAUUUAAUUUUCUUCACUUAAAACACUUCAAUGCCACCUCAUGGCAGCCAGGUUAAAUCCAAACUUUUAAAUAUAGUUACAAUGUCCUUGAUGAGUGAUAAGGUUUGGAUUUGUGUCCCCGCCCAAAUGUCAUGUAAUUGUAAUCCCCAGUGUUGGA
Molecule: messenger RNA, 4983 nt
Organism: Chlorocebus sabaeus (green monkey)
Lineage: Eukaryota; Metazoa; Chordata; Mammalia; Primates; Cercopithecidae
Gene: C1H11orf65
Product: chromosome 1 C11orf65 homolog
Source: RefSeq, a predicted model, not a curated record